GCACUGAACAUUGAGUGUACGGUUGUGCUCGUGAAAACCCAGAUCAUACACGAGAUUGAUUGUUUGUAUUAGUAACUGACGGGGAAAAACCUCCUGAUAUUUUAUCAAGGUUAUUUUGUUGGCGCAGUAAAGAAAUGAAUCAGUAUUUCAAUAUGUUUGGUGAGUAAAUCAUGUGCCGUUUGACGAAACCAUUGAAAGAUUGCAAUCGUUUGUUUCUGCAUGUUGCCUGUUCAUUUGGAUAUAGGAAUAAAAUAUAGAAUUAGGGUUUUGAAAGUUAGUGGUUUUUGUGGAAGAAAUUGAAUAUUUCAGGAUUUAUAUAUUUCUUCAAUUAUUGCAUUUAAAAAUGCCGGAAAUAUAUGAAAACUACAUGAUGAAAGAAGAAUUUGAUGGCCAGCAGGAUUAUGAUCCAAUGUUAAUUAGCAGCACUAAUGCAAUGAGUCUUUACAACAAUCCUAUAGAUUGUCAAUUCAAUUUCAAUUCUGGUUCACCUAUGUCUACUACUUCAUCACCAUCACAUAUGCCUACAUAUUUGUUGUUAGAUAAUUACACUGUUGUAGGUGUACCACAUAUUGUGAUAUUAGAACAACCGGUAGAAAAAUUUAGAUUUCGUUAUAAAUCUGAAAUGAUUGGUACACAUGGAACUUUAAGUGCAAAUAGCGUAAUAGCUAAUAAAAAGGGUGCUCCUACAGUUGAAUUAAGAAAUUUUCGUGAGAAAGCAAUAAUACGUUGUACAGUGGUUACAUCAGAUGACAAAAGACCAAGAAUUCCACAUGCUCAUCAUUUGAUCAGAAGAAAUGGGCAAAAAGAUCGAGAUGAUCCCCAUGAGAUAGAAGUUUCUCAAGAAAAUGGAUAUACUGCUAUAUUUUAUGGAAUGGGUAUAAUACAUACAGCAAAAAGACAUGUUAAAGAUGAGCUUAUACGAAAACUUAAAAUGGAGUUACUAGAAAAACGUAGAAGGAAAAAUGUUAAUGCUAUUAUUUCGAUGCGUGAUGAAGUACAGAUUAAAGCUGAUGCAGAAAUUUAUCAAAAAUCAUUAAAUCUUAAUAGCGUAUCUUUAUGCUUUCAAGCUUUUAUUUUAGAUGCAAAUAAUGUUAUGGUGCCAAUUACACAGCCUGUUUACUCUAAUCCAAUUAAUAAUCUUAAAAGUGCUCUUACUGGUGAGCUGAAAAUCUGUAGAAUUGACAAAUUUACAAGUUCUUGCGAAGGCGGAGAAGAAGUAUUUAUGCUAGUAGAAAAAGUUGGAAAAAAAAAUAUCAAAGUCAAAUUUUUUGAAUUGGAUGAAGAUGAUCAUGAAGUCUGGUGCGAUUAUGGCCGCUUUACUGAAUUAGAUGUACAUCAUCAAUAUGCUAUUGUAUUUCGCACUCCGCCAUAUAAAGACAUAAAUAUUACUUCAUCAAAAGAAGUUUUUGUAAAGUUAGAACGACCAAGUGACAAUGAUUAUUCAGAAGCUGUUAAAUUUACAUAUAAACCAAGUGACAGAAGUCUAGGAAGAAAAAGGCCACGUAUGUCUUAUUCAAAUAGUACAGAAUUGUCACAAUUUUUGCCUACUGUGGAAAGAAACGAUUCUUUUUUAAAAUUGAACGAUAGCCGAGAAAUUUCUAACGAAUUAAAAAAAAUCUUUUCGGAAGGUUGUUCAUCUGCAGAAUUACGUCAGUUUGUUAACAAUAUAGACCUAGAUAUGUAUACGCAUCUAGUAGCUAAUAGUGAAGAAGGAGUGCUUACAUCUGAUGGUGCAUCUUCUACAAAAAAAUCGGAUGAUGAUACCAUGUUUGCCAAGGAUAUUUUUAUGGAAGCCAUUAGUAUUAUUAAUUCAGGAAUGAAUGAAGCAAAUGGAGAAAUUAAUCCUAGUAAAAAAAAACAAUUAAAAAAUUUAUUCAUGCAUCGUUCUACUUUUGGUGAUUCACCAUUACAUGUAGCUCUUCGUCAUGGUCAAUUUGACAUUUUCAAAUAUAUUUUGAUACUUACGGGGAUUGAUUCAGAAUAUGAAACAGUUAUAAAUAUUCAAAACAGUACAGGCAAUACACCAUUACAUUAUGCAGUAUUGCAAAAUCAACCAGCUAUCAUAAAAGCAUUAUUAGAACUUGGUGCAGAUCCAAAUACAUGUGAUGACCGAGGUUUAUCUCCAUUACAUGUUGCUGUAAAAAUACAUAAUGGCGCGGAAUGUGUUGAUACGUUAUUAUCUAGUAAAUUAAUUAAUACGGAAGGUUACACAGAUCUUGGAUGGACACCUUUACUACUUGCUGCUGAAGCAGGUUCAUAUGAUGCUGUAUGUUCUCUUAUUCGAGCAGGUGCUAAUGUAAAUAAUACGGAUAAAUCGUAUGGCCGUAGUGUAUUACAUAUAGCAGUUGAAGGAGGUCAUAAAGAAAUCGUUGAAUUUUUAUUGAAAAACACUAGCAUUGAUGUAAACAAGACUAACUUUACUGGAAAUACAGCAUUACAUAUUGCAGUAGCAUAUGCCGGAACAAGAGCAAAAGAAUUAUGUAAAUUAUUAAUGGAAUAUGGAGCAGAUCCAAAUAUUCAGAAUAAUUCUAUUAUAAAAUCAGAAAAUAUUGAAGAGACUGAAAACCAGUCUGAGGAAAAAGAAGAUGAAGUUAUUACGAUAAAGAGUGAAGUAGACACAGAAAAGGAAAAGGAAGGUGAAAUUGUUAAGAUAAAGAGUGAAGUAGACACAGAAAAGGAAAAGGAAGGUGAAGUUGUUAAGAUAAAGAGUGAAGUAGACUCAGAAGAAGAAAGUGAAGAAAAACUUGGACAGACAUCCUUUGAUUUAGCGACGAAUAAGCCAGAAAUUUUACAAGUUCUUAAGGCUCAUGAUAAAAAUACAGAAAAUGAUAAUAAUUUAGCUAUUAUUACAAAAGAAGAAAUAUUGGAUGAGGAUAUAAGAAAAAGUUGGUUGAGUAACGAGGAUAAACGAAAAUUUGCUCUAGUUUUAGAAAAAUCAACAGCUUGGAAAAAAUUAGCUAAACAUCUAGACAUUGAAUUUCUUAUAGAUACAGCGCGCUUAAACAGUUUAAGUCCAACUUUGUUAAUUUUAAACUAUAUAGAUAUACAAGGUGACGUUUCUCUUCAGCAAUUACAUGAUAUAUUAAUUAAAUUGAAAGAACCAAAUGCUGCGAAAUUUGUUUCUGAAAUUAUAAAGGAGCACGAAAGCGAAUAUAAAUUCUCGGGUAAUUACUAAAGUCAUUAAGCAACGUAGGCACAAAUAAUAAUAUGAAUGGGAAUGUGUGUGAUAUCCAUCAUAAGAAACAAAAACCAUGUGCUGUUGAUUGCGAAAAUGUGUACAUAAAAAAGAAACUUAAUUCAUAAAAGAAAGAUUACGUAUUAAUCAUUGUAUUUGUAUAUACAAUUAUU
Molecule: messenger RNA, 3348 nt
Organism: Polistes dominula (European paper wasp)
Lineage: Eukaryota; Metazoa; Arthropoda; Insecta; Hymenoptera; Vespidae
Gene: Rel
Product: nuclear factor NF-kappa-B family member relish
Biological process (GO): regulation of DNA-templated transcription
Cellular component (GO): cytoplasm
Molecular function (GO): DNA-binding transcription factor activity, RNA polymerase II-specific; RNA polymerase II cis-regulatory region sequence-specific DNA binding; protein binding
Source: RefSeq, a predicted model, not a curated record